UUCAAGGCGGUGCCUGCCAGGGUCUGUGGCAGCAGUGAGCAGUGGAGAGAGCUCUGUCUGACAGCAGCACCCACUACAGAAAUGGCGGAGGGGGAGUUGGACGUCGACUCGCUGAUCGCCCGGCUAUUAGAGGUGCGGGGAUGUCGCCCUGGGAAGAUCGUGCAGAUGUCAGAGGCUGAGGUGAGGGGCCUCUGCAUUAAGUCCAGAGAGAUCUUCCUCAGCCAGCCCAUCCUGCUGGAACUGGAGGCUCCACUCAAAAUCUGUGGUGACAUCCACGGCCAGUACACAGACCUGCUGCGGCUCUUUGAGUACGGGGGCUUCCCACCAGAGGCCAACUACCUGUUCCUGGGGGACUACGUGGACCGAGGGAAGCAGUCCCUGGAAACCAUCUGUCUACUGCUGGCCUACAAGAUCAAAUACCCCGAGAACUUCUUCCUCCUCAGGGGCAACCACGAGUGUGCCUCCAUCAACCGCAUCUAUGGCUUCUAUGAUGAGUGUAAGCGCAGAUUCAACAUAAAGCUGUGGAAGACAUUUACUGACUGCUUCAACUGCCUUCCCAUCGCUGCCAUCGUGGACGAGAAGAUCUUCUGUUGCCAUGGAGGCCUCUCUCCAGACCUGCAGUCUAUGGAGCAGAUCCGUCGCAUCAUGAGACCCACAGAUGUCCCUGACACGGGGUUGCUGUGCGACCUGCUGUGGUCGGACCCAGACAAAGACGUUCAGGGUUGGGGGGAGAACGACCGUGGGGUCUCGUUCACGUUUGGGGCUGAUGUGGUCAGCAAGUUCCUCAACCGCCACGAUCUGGACCUCAUCUGCAGAGCCCACCAGGUGGUGGAGGAUGGCUAUGAGUUCUUUGCCAAGCGGCAGCUGGUGACUCUGUUCUCAGCUCCUAAUUACUGUGGAGAGUUUGACAAUGCCGGCGGCAUGAUGAGUGUUGACGAGACCCUAAUGUGCUCCUUCCAGAUCCUGAAGCCGUCUGAGAAGAAGGCCAAGUACCAGUACGGAGGGAUGAACUCCGGCCGACCCGUCACCCCGCCCCGCACAGCCGUCCCACCAAAGAAACGGUGAACGAGGGAACGUGGAAGAGAGAGAGAGGAGGGAGAUGGCGGGACGUCGUGGAUGAGUGACGGUCCCUCAUCAGCUUUCCACAAGAGAAACACAUCAGAGCAAGAAGUAGAUAAAACCCAAAGCAAACUUUUUGUUUUAAUUCCCCCCUCUCUGAACUGUUCUGUCGCGCACCACUCUCCUGCCAAAGGCUUUUUUAGCAUCUGUGUAACCAACCACACCCGUUUUUUAAAAGUAGUGUUAAAAUGAAACAAUAAGAACACAAGGUGGUCAUUCUGUUUGCAUAGCAGAGUGUUUUUUUCUUCUUGCUUUUUCGGCUUAUGACAGAAUGACAGGCUACUAGCUCCAGUUGACCAUUUCACUCCUCCCCACCUGUCCAGUAAGAACAUGUGUUAAUGACGACUGCUGGGUUUUCAAUAAAUAAAAUGGUGAAUAAACCUUU
This is a messenger RNA of Coregonus clupeaformis (lake whitefish), 1504 nucleotides long. RefSeq names its product serine/threonine-protein phosphatase PP1-beta catalytic subunit. The record is from RefSeq and is a predicted model, not a curated record. Gene Ontology annotation, molecular function: protein serine/threonine phosphatase activity. Gene Ontology annotation, biological process: regulation of circadian rhythm; circadian regulation of gene expression. The transcript has 8 exons. Lineage: Eukaryota; Metazoa; Chordata; Actinopteri; Salmoniformes; Salmonidae. The coding region runs from base 82 to 1065 and encodes 327 amino acids. Gene Ontology annotation, cellular component: nucleus; cytoplasm.